AUGGACGUCGGAACCCUGGGCCGGCUCCAGAUCGCCAACCCGGACGAGGACGCCCACCCGGCGUCGCCCUCGCCGCCGCCUGCGUCUGCGUCUGCACCCGCGCGACCAGAGCCUGCGCCCCAGCCAGACACGGCGGGCCGCCCGUCGUCGCCCUCGCAGGCCUCGACGACCAGCACCAUCACCGACCGCCCGAAACCGCCCGCUCCCCCCCACCUGCUGCCCGCGCCCCAGCCGCCCACGGGCUCGCUGGGCUUCAACGCAGACAGCUUCACGACGGCCUCGCCCGCGUCCUCGCUCGGCGACCAGCCCUCGCCCCUGGCCCAGGCCGACUCGGCCUCGUCGGCCUCGUCGCAGCCCCCGACCCGCCUCGCCCACCGCCAGUCGAUGCCCUUCGUGCCCCAGGCCCAGCAGCAGGCCUCGUACCCGCCCUACGCUGCGGGCCCCGUCGCACACCAGGCCCGCAUUGGCCCCGCGCCGCCGCCCAGCAUGGGCGCGCGGCCCAUGUCCACCCAGAUGUACAUGCACCCCAACCUGUCCUCGAGCUCCGCCGCGAAUCCCGGCACCUAUCGCUACAACGACAGCGUCGCCACCGACAUACGCCGGACCAGCAGCUCGAGGGUAGCUCCCAAGGGCAUGCCCAUGGGAAUGCCCUCGCGCGAGCCCAGCAGGAGCAGCAGGGGCUAUCCCCCGGAGAUGGCGGCAGGAAACGGGCCCUUUCCGCCGCGCCGGAGCUCGCGCCGCAUCCCCAUGGACGGUGCCCAUCCCUCGAGCGUGCCCGCGGCGAGCCAUCUGUCCACGUCGCCCUACGGCUUGGAAGGCGGUCCCCUUCCCAGCAGCGAGGAGUGGAAAGAGAAAGGAGCAGCCACAGGCGUGAGGCAGGAGAUGGACCAGAAUGGCAGGCCCGUCACGAGAGUUGUCAAGAAGGGCGUCAAAGACUUCAACUUCGGCAGGACACUAGGGGAGGGCUCCUACAGCACUGUGCUAGCGGCCACGGACCGCCAGACGCUGCGAGAGUAUGCCAUAAAAGUCCUCGACAAGCGCCACAUCAUCAAGGAGAAGAAGGUCAAAUACGUCAACAUCGAAAAAGACACGCUGAACCGCUUGACCGAGCACCCAGGCAUUGUCCGGCUCUACUACACCUUUCAAGACGAAACUUCGCUAUACUUUGUGCUCGACCUCGCAGCUGGUGGAGAGCUGCUUGGAUUCCUGAAGAAAAUGUCCACAUUCGACGUGGAAUGCACCAGGUUCUACGGCGCUCAAAUACUCGACGCAAUCGACUACAUGCACUCCCGGGGGGUGAUCCACCGCGACCUGAAGCCCGAAAACGUCUUACUUGACGACCAGAUGCAUGUCAAGAUCACAGAUUUCGGCACAGCCAAGAUACUCGACACGAAAAGAUCCAACGGCACCGGCUCGACUGGUGCUGAUCCGUUAGAGGGCAUGGACUCGGACCGAGCGCAGUCGUUCGUUGGAACCGCCGAAUACGUUUCACCAGAGUUGCUUACGGACAAGAACGCAUGCAAAGCGAGUGACUUGUGGGCAUUUGGAUGCAUAAUAUACCAGCUGCUGGCUGGUCGGCCACCCUUCAAGGCUGCUAAUGAAUACCAGACUUUCCAGAAGAUUGUGGGACUCGAGUAUACCUUUCCAGAUGGUUUCCCGCCACUGGCGAAAGAUUUGGUGGAAAGGCUGCUGGUCCUGGAUCCUGUCACGCGUCUUCCCAUUGAACACAUAAAAACUCAUGCCUUCUUUGACGGCAUAAAUUGGGGCAAAGGGCUGUGGAAACAGAAAGCCCCGCGACUAAAAGCCUAUGUUCCGCCCGCUCACGAACCCAUCAGGCUCAACGCAGGUCCUGCAGCACCUCCUGCGUCUUCCGCAAACAAUGUACGCGUGCCACCUAGGCUCAUCACCGAGCUGCCUCCACCGAGCCAGCUUGAUAUUGACUGGUCACCCGUACUCACAAAACGAGACGAGCGGAUAUUGAAGCUCGGAAACUUGUUCGUCACCCACCAUCCCGCAGGCCAUCCUGUGGGUGCGGAUGCCGCUGCCGCUCCCGAAACCCCCAAGAAGUUUUCGCGGUUCUUUGGCGGUAACACCGUCAAGAAGCGACAGAGAUUGGUCAUGAUUACUUCGAACGCCCGAGUGCUUAUGUGCGCUGCAGGCACUAAUGACAAGAAGCUGAAAGAGGAGGUGUCAAUAUUAGCACCCGGCUGCUCUUGGAGAAGCUUCCAGGACUCGAAAGGCUUGACUGCAUGGCUUGUUGAAACACGAGACAAGCAGUACGUUUUCGAAGAUCCAAAGAGCACUACGAGCGAUCCCAACGGCAGCAAAUAUUAUACGCAGGAGUGGCUCGACAGCAUAGAACAAGCACGAGACUACGCUAUAUCGCAGAGCAUGACCAAUUCCUACUCGGGCGACUCGACACUGAAUGAUCUGAACUCUGCUCUUUCAAGCCCUACUAGUACGUUAGGUGGUGACUCUGCCCUUGAGGGAGUCAACAUCCCAGCUACACGUAUGCUUCGCAGAGAGCAGGCAGACUCUGACUCGCUCAAGGGCAGGAAGAGAUUCAGCAAGCGCCACUCGAAAAAUGGACUCGCAAACUUCUAA
Molecule: messenger RNA, 2604 nt
Organism: Paraphaeosphaeria sporulosa
Lineage: Eukaryota; Fungi; Ascomycota; Dothideomycetes; Pleosporales; Didymosphaeriaceae
Product: kinase-like protein
Exons: 3
Coding region: 1-2604 (867 amino acids)
Biological process (GO): peptidyl-serine phosphorylation; intracellular signal transduction
Molecular function (GO): protein serine/threonine kinase activity; ATP binding
Source: RefSeq, a predicted model, not a curated record